Molecule: messenger RNA, 633 nt
Organism: Suillus fuscotomentosus
Lineage: Eukaryota; Fungi; Basidiomycota; Agaricomycetes; Boletales; Suillaceae
Exons: 2
Source: RefSeq, a predicted model, not a curated record
UUUGGGGCAGUUAAUUUCUUUACAGCUCUGUCACAAUACCUCAUCCAAACCACACCCCGAAUUCCACCACCUUCACAACCACAAUUGUCAGUCUCCCAUUGGGAUCGCUUUGAUGCUUACCGUCGUCUGUCAAUCCCUUAUCCACACUUGCAUGCCGUCCAUAUGUCGAAAUCCAUGGACCGCAUCCGUGCAGUGCCUUACACCCCACCUUCUGGUCGGUCAGCAGGGUCGCCAGGGCAAUUUGAUACAGUCCUCGUGCAAAGAGAAGGCAAUACUAAUGUACAUACUCGAGGGACUGCAUUGGAAGGUCUUCAAGUGGCACAAGUCUGCCUGAUAUUCAACUUACCAAUUCACCUGCGCACUGCUGGACAGCCUUUCCACCUUGCACUCAUUGAAUGGUUCAAUCCAUUCCGCACACGCAAUGCAUUGUUGGAGCUUCACACAGUCUCACGUUCAUAUGCUGGUCAAGCACCUCGCACUGAGGUGAUCCCCAUCAGUCAAAUUGCUGGGAGUUGUCAUCUUAUACCCAAGUUCGGCACACAUGUCAACCAAACGUGGAGGUGGGAUUUCAUAUUGGACGCAUGUAAAUCAUUCUACCUUAACCCUUGGAUUGACAUGUAUAGCUUCUACAAA